UCCAUUAUUGGGUAUUGGUGAAGCGAAGAAUAAUGGGGAGAGAUGUGGAAGCAUAUUCAACUUGCUUCCUUCUCAUUGCUUUGCUUUUUUCAGCACUUCUUGCCUCCUAUCAUCUCCUUCCAUUUCACUCCUGGCAAUGGUAUUCCAUAGCGAAUUGGGGCCACGCGACAACGGUUGUUCAGACAGUAGAGGAUACAGAGCCGCUUGAAUUUGCCUUGGCAAGACUAGUGAGAGGAGACGAUCUUACCCAACUCAAAAAAAGUGGAUUUUCGUGCCAUUCAGAUUUCCAUUCCAAAGUUUGUUUGACACAAAACCCAGUUCGGAUGAACAACACCGCCCUUCAAAUCUACAUCUCAACCAAUCAAACUCAACAAAAUUUCUCUCAAAUGUCGAUUCAUCCAUACGCAAGACAAGAGGAUAAGAUCACACUACGAGAUGUCACUCCAAUUCAAAUAAUCCAACAAAACAAAACCCUUUUACCUGUUUGUCAAUUCCUCCACAAUCAUCCUGUCCUCAUCUUCUCCACCGGCGGCUUCACCGGAAACCUUUUCCACGAGUUCGAUGAGACCAUUAUUCCUCUGUUCAUCACUUCCUACCACUUUCGAACUCGCCUUCAGUUUCUCAUUACCGAUUACAAACCUUGGUGGGUCCGAAAGUACAACCGAAUUCUCUCGCAGUUGUCCCGCUUCGAUGUUAUAAAUCCAGAGAAAGACGGAAGUGUCCACUGCUUCACUGGAGCUGUCAUAGGAUUGAAAUUUCACGACAUUUUAUCGUUGAAUUACACCGACAUUCCAGGAGGUUAUUCCAUGUCGGACUUUCGGAGUUUCCUAAGGCAAACAUACAAUUUACAAGUGAAGAACGUGAGGGAAUUGAGAGGUGGAAAGCCGGUGGUAAUGCUGAUAUCUCGUCAAAAGUCGAGGAGAUUUCUGAAUGAAUGGGAAAUGAUUGACAUGAUGAAGGAACUUGGGUUUGAAGUAAUCACGACAACGCCGCAAAGAAUGUCGAAUUUGGACAAGUUUUCGAGGGUUGUAAACUCGUGUAGCGUGAUGGUUGGAGCACAUGGGGCUGGACUGACGAACGAGCUGUUUUUGGCGGCGGGUGCGGUGGUGGUGCAGGUGGUGCCGUUAGGGCUCGACUGGCCUUCCACGUUUUUGUUUGGAAAUCCAGCGGCUGACAUGGAGCUUCGGUAUUUGGAGUACAAGAUGGAGGCGGAGGAGAGUUCUUUAUGGGGUACGUAUGGGGAAAAUCACCCUGUUAUUAGAGAUCCUGAGUCGAUCUUUGCCAAGGGUUACUUUGCGAGUAGAGCGAUCUAUAUAGAUGAGCAGAAUUUGAAGAUAAAUUUGACCAGGUUUCGGGACACUAUGAUUCAAGUGAAGAAUCUUUUACGAUAAAAAAAAAAACAUCUUAACCUAUAAAAAAAAAGUCUAUGAUAAG
Cucurbita maxima (winter squash) is the source of this 1434-nucleotide messenger RNA. RefSeq lists its product as uncharacterized. The record is from RefSeq and is a predicted model, not a curated record. Lineage: Eukaryota; Viridiplantae; Streptophyta; Magnoliopsida; Cucurbitales; Cucurbitaceae. Bases 33 to 1391 code for a protein of 452 amino acids. Gene Ontology annotation, molecular function: glycosyltransferase activity. The transcript is spliced from 3 exons.